AUGGCUGGAGUAAAGAAAAGAGGCGGAGGAAGAAGAAACCCCUCUAAUCGAACCUCUGGAACCUCACAAACGGCGAAUCACAGACCCGCCAAUCUUCCUCCCCAGUAUACCUUCACGCCGGCGAACCAUCGAGUCCCAGAGACUGAUUCUCAGGGAACUCCUGUCCCAAACCUCCAGCCUCCAGCGAGACCUACACCUUCUUACCGAGACUAUCCACCUCCGACAAAUCUGUUCCAGCACUCGAGGAGCUUUCCCGGAACAUCCCCUUCCGGCGAAGAUCCAACCAGGCGUCCUUUUCCUCAACCUCUCGCCUCCGCGAUGAAUCCACCAGAAUUCUCGAGUCAACUUCGAGAGUCUCCUCAACCGCGUCCUUUUCCUCAACCUCUCGCCUCCGCGACGAAUCCACCAGAAUUCUCGAGUCAACUUCGAGAGUCUCCUCAACCGUCAGUCACGAAUCAUCAUCGACAGUCUCCUCAAGUCUCGAAUCUACCACGAGAGUCUCCUCUACCUCGACAGUCUCAUCGACCACUCUCUUCUCAACCUGGUCAACCUCGAGCAGCUUCUGCAUCGCUUCACAGUUCUCAAGCGCAAAACUCACAUGAGGAAGAAGCUGAUUCGGAGGAUGACGGUGCAAGGGAAUCAAAUCUCCCAGCUGAUGUACUCGCUUCUUUACAUGACAUGCUUGUCCAACCAGGCCGUGAGAAGUAUACCACUGUCCUCUCUCUCUCAUUAGAGCGUGGAACCACAUGGUAA
Molecule: messenger RNA, 753 nt
Organism: Camelina sativa (false flax)
Lineage: Eukaryota; Viridiplantae; Streptophyta; Magnoliopsida; Brassicales; Brassicaceae
Source: RefSeq, a predicted model, not a curated record